Molecule: messenger RNA, 4213 nt
Organism: Symphalangus syndactylus (siamang)
Lineage: Eukaryota; Metazoa; Chordata; Mammalia; Primates; Hylobatidae
Gene: GABRG2
Product: gamma-aminobutyric acid type A receptor subunit gamma2
Biological process (GO): monoatomic ion transmembrane transport; gamma-aminobutyric acid signaling pathway; chloride transport
Cellular component (GO): membrane
Molecular function (GO): extracellular ligand-gated monoatomic ion channel activity; GABA-A receptor activity
Source: RefSeq, a predicted model, not a curated record
ACUUCCACUUUGACCUCAUAGUUAAUCUGCGUGAUAGUUAAUCACGCAGAGUCUCUAGUGAUUUUUUUCCUAUUUAUUUCAAAUACACACACCCACAGGGCUCUGCCCCCUGUAAAAGAAAAAAAAAUCAAAACAAACAAAUAACCCCAAAGAGAUGGACCCCGGGGAGAACGCGUAAGUGUGAGGGGCAUGAGUAUACGAGUGCGCGUGUCUUUCCCUCUCCCUUAUUUGUCUCCGUGUGAGUCUCUCCUUGUACCCUCCCCCUGCCUCGAUGAUAUUACUCCCCCAGACUUGGAAGCCGCUGCCAGAGUGACGCUUUGAUGGUAUCUGCAAGCGUUUGUGCUGAUCUUAUCUCUGCCCCCUGAAUAUUAAUUCCCAAAUCUGGUAGCAAUCCAUCUCCCCAGUGAAGGGACCUACUAGAGGCAGGUGGGGGGAGCCACCAUCAGAUCAUAAGCAUAAGAAUAAUACAAAGGGGAGGGAUUCUUCUGCAACCAAGAGGCAAGAGGCGAGAGGAGGAAAAAAAAAAAAAAAAGCGAUGAGUUCGCCAAAUAUAUGGAGCACAGGAAGCUCAGUCUACUCGACUCCUGUAUUUUCACAGAAAAUGACGGUGUGGAUUCUGCUCCUGCUGUCGCUCUACCCUGGCUUCACUAGCCAGAAAUCUGACGAUGACUAUGAAGAUUAUGCUUCUAACAAAACAUGGGUCUUGACUCCAAAAGUUCCCGAGGGUGAUGUCACUGUCAUCUUAAACAACCUGCUGGAAGGAUAUGACAAUAAACUUCGGCCUGAUAUAGGAGUGAAGCCAACAUUAAUUCACACAGACAUGUAUGUGAAUAGCAUUGGUCCAGUGAACGCUAUCAAUAUGGAAUACACUAUUGAUAUAUUUUUUGCACAAACAUGGUAUGACAGACGUUUGAAAUUUAACAGCACCAUUAAAGUCCUCCGAUUGAACAGCAACAUGGUGGGGAAAAUCUGGAUUCCAGACACUUUCUUCAGAAACUCCAAAAAGGCUGAUGCACACUGGAUCACCACCCCCAACAGGAUGCUGAGAAUUUGGAAUGAUGGUCGAGUGCUCUACACCCUAAGGUUGACAAUUGAUGCUGAGUGCCAAUUACAAUUGCACAACUUCCCAAUGGAUGAACACUCCUGCCCCUUGGAGUUCUCCAGUUGGUAUCGUUCUGUUGCCCAGGCUGGAAUGUGUGGUGGUGUGAUCUCAGCUCACUGUAGCCUUUGCUCCUGGGGCUCAAGUGAUCCUCCCACCUCGGCCUCCAGAGUAGCUGGGAUUUCAGAUGGCUAUCCACGUGAAGAAAUUGUUUAUCAGUGGAAGCGAAGUUCUGUUGAAGUGGGCGACACAAGAUCCUGGAGGCUUUAUCAAUUCUCAUUUGUUGGUCUAAGAAAUACCACCGAAGUAGUGAAGACAACUUCCGGAGAUUAUGUGGUCAUGUCUGUCUACUUUGAUCUGAGCAGAAGAAUGGGAUACUUUACCAUCCAGACCUAUAUCCCCUGCACACUCAUUGUCGUCCUAUCCUGGGUGUCUUUCUGGAUCAAUAAAGAUGCUGUUCCAGCCAGAACAUCUUUAGGUAUCACCACUGUCCUGACAAUGACCACCCUCAGCACUAUUGCCCGGAAAUCACUCCCCAAGGUCUCCUAUGUCACAGCGAUGGAUCUCUUUGUAUCUGUUUGUUUCAUCUUUGUCUUCUCUGCUCUGGUGGAGUAUGGCACCUUGCAUUAUUUUGUCAGCAAUCGGAAACCAAGCAAGGACAAAGAUAAAAAGAAGAAAAACCCUGCCCCUACCAUUGAUAUCCGCCCAAGAUCAGCAACCAUUCAAAUGAAUAAUGCUACACACCUUCAAGAGAGAGAUGAAGAGUACGGCUAUGAGUGUCUGGACGGCAAGGACUGUGCCAGUUUUUUCUGCUGUUUUGAAGAUUGUCGAACAGGAGCUUGGAGACAUGGGAGGAUACAUAUCCGCAUUGCCAAAAUGGACUCCUAUGCUCGGAUCUUCUUCCCCACUGCCUUCUGCCUGUUUAAUCUGGUCUAUUGGGUCUCCUACCUCUACCUGUGAAGAGGUAUGGGUUUUAUUGAUAUGGAUCUUAUUCACUGAGUCUCAUGGAGAGAUGUCUGUUCUAAGUCCACUUAAAUAAUCCUCUAUGUGGUUGAUAAUGAUCUGAAUUUGUUUCUAUGUCCAAACCUGGUAAAUUUUAUAAUGUCAUAUUGUUUGUGCCCAGCCCUCCUUUGGUUAGUGUACUUUGAACUUCAAUGUUUGCUGUGUUUCAAACCUGCAAGGCAAAGUAAAAUUAGAGCAAGAACAUUCAAACCAAGUAAGAUAUUUUUCAGCUACAGCAAAUGAAAUAGUGAAAGCCCUGACUAUUUACAGUAGUGGUAUCCUUACUAGAUUCGUAAUGCAAUUAGAUAGAAAAGGUCCAAAACUGUACCCUAUGUUCACUCCAGGUCAAGUUGUGAUAAAUUUGAUCCCAAUAGAAUACCUCCCUCAUUUAAGAAAAAUCAUAACUCAUUUUAAAUAUGAAAGCCUAGUCCAGAAAUCUAUUACACCUUUAUCUCAAAAUAGGAAAAAAAUUUCCUCCACAUUCAUGUACAAUGAUGUAAAUAUUUCAAUAACUUAGAAUGCUUCAAGUUUAGUGCAUGCAUCUCUUUAGAUCCAAAAUAAAUGGAUUGAAGUUAUCAUCCUAUUGUCUUUUAUUUUGUGUCCUUGGGCUGUAAAAGAAUCCUGAAUGUAAUUAUAAGGAUUUGGGUUUGGAAAUGGAGGGAGGAAUUUUCAUUGCCUUCUCCCUCAUGCAUGAAGAUUCGAACAGCUUAUUUUUUCCUUGUAUGACAUAUUACAACACUUUAAGUAAAAUAUAGGCUGAAUAAUCAACAUUUGCCACCUCUAAAUAUGCCCAAUUUCAUAACUAGAGUAUAAAGUAAUUGUAUGUGCUUGCCGCUAUUUUUUUCUUCCUUUUAGGAUGAUAGAUCAUAACAGAACUUAUUCUCCAUCUCAAGAUCUGCUUCUAGUGAUUGUGAGUGCCUUGUGGGCAGAAUCCUUGUCAUUUCCUCUUUGGGUCUGUAGCACCUUGCAUAGUGCCUGGCACAUAGUUGGUGCUCAAUAAAAAUGGUUUGACGUGAAUUGCCCUCACAUGCUUCUGGCAAAUCUCUGUGCUGACCUGAAACCAGUGAUUCAUCUUCUCACAUAGGUGUUGUCAAGUGAUAUUUGAUUUUGUAAAAAUAACCAGUAGGAUCCAAAGAACUUUAGCUAUUUAUGUUCAUCUUCAAAAAAUUAUUUUAGGCAAAGUCCAUACUCAUUUUAAAACAAUAUUUAUGUCCUAUGUUUGUGUAUAGAAAUGACUCUACUAGGGCAUAAUUAGAAUUUGUGUAUUAUUUUUCCAGGUUUGGGGAUGAGUCAGUCCUUGCCCAUCCACAAUUUUGUUUGUGAACUUAUAACAGGAAUAAGCAAAAUUCAUACCUGACUAGUGUUCAGAAUGUAGUAUUCUGUGCGAAAAAGUAUUGAAGAUUAGCUUUUAAAAACAGAAAAAAAAAUGAAUGACUCACAUAGAAGUUGAGCCAAUGACUGUGGCCUCAUUAGAUUAUAUUGUAAUUAAACAAAGCAAUUUCUCCAGACUUAAAACAUGAUGAGUUGAGCUCUAUCUUCAUGUACUCAUCCUGAAUCCUUAUUUUUCUAAAAUAGCACCCUUUGUUAAUUAUUUUUAUGGAAAUUAUUACUGUGUCAUAAUUAAAUCAUAGCUAGUAUAACUUUACAGAUAACCUAAAAAGAAUAGAAAAGAAGAGAGAGCGGCUUUGUCAAUAUAAAACCAUGUAAAGUCAUCAUCAAGUCAUCUGGAUGAAUCUUGAAACACAUUUAGCUGCCAGUUUUACAAACCUUUAAUAUAUCAGUGCUCCAGUAUAUAACCUCAAACAAAUGUAAAUAGAAUGAAUUAUUUUCUUGUUUUGAAUUGUCAAUAUAUUAAAUGUUGACUCUUUGGGAGAGUUGUUGGCAAGUUUCAAUGGUGAGAAACAUGUUAUUGUCAACUUGAAAUCUGUUCUGUAAUGGGGACACUACAAAAAGCUAGCUUUCCAAUGUGUGCAUAGUAUUGGCAAUAUGAAUAUAUAUUAUAUAUAAUCUAAUACUUAUUAUAAGCUGCUCCCUGUCUAUGUAUUUGGAAACCUUUUCACAAAGGGAAUUGCCUAACAUGUGGACUUUUACAAUAAAAAUGCUGCAUUCUAA